Molecule: messenger RNA, 299 nt
Organism: Solanum tuberosum (potato)
Lineage: Eukaryota; Viridiplantae; Streptophyta; Magnoliopsida; Solanales; Solanaceae
Product: major pollen allergen Ole e 6-like
Exons: 2
Coding region: 1-261 (86 amino acids)
Source: RefSeq, a predicted model, not a curated record
AUGGAGGCAUCAAAGAAGCUUAUGGCAAUGUUUUUUGUUUGCAUUAUUGUGAUUUCUUCAUCCAUGGCUGAUGAAGAAAAUAAAGCAGAAGAAUUUAAAAAAUCAUUUGAAAUUGUGGCAAAUGAAUAUAAAGAUUGCUACAAUGAUUGUCAAAAGGAAUGUACCAAUGAAGGAUUUGGAUACACUCGUUGUGAGAUGAAAUGUGACACUGAAUGCAGUGCUAAGUUGCUCAAAGAAAGAAUCGAGAAAAUGAAAAAUUAAUUUGAAGCCUUGAAGAUGCACCAAAGGAUGCAAAACAU